AUGUUCCAUUAAUUUAGUGCAGAGAUUCUUUUGCAUCCUCCAAAUCUUGUUCAAAUUGUUUAUUCACCACUCAAUAUGAACAUCCCUAUCUUUUAUGGAAAAGCCAAUACUUCAUUUUCUCUAUUUUCAACCAUUAUUCCUUUCUACCCAUACUUGGGACAAUCAUACCUUUAUAACACCUUUAACCAUACACACUCUCUUCUUUAUCUCUCUAUAUUCUUCACUCUCUCUCUAGUUAGUUGACGCCGCCGACCACCUUUUCCGAACCCAGGUUAGUAAUCUCAGCAACUUGCAUACAUAAUAGCCUAACAUAUUUUCCCUUGUCGUUGGGAGAAGUGACCAAUUAUGGCACAGAUACUUGCUCCUAACAUGCAAUGUCAGAUGAAGUUCUCCAAAGGCUCGACAAGUUCAAUGACAUUAAGUCCUUGGACUUCCAUAUUUCUGAAAGAAAACCAAAAGAAAUCGAUUAAAUGCCCUAGUAAGUUCAGAGUAUGUGCUUCUCUCAAGUCUGAAAACAGCACUGUAAACAGGGUGGAGCAGCUACUCAACUUGGAUGUCACUCCCUACACUGACAAGAUUAUUGCGGAGUACAUUUGGAUUGGAGGAUCUGGUAUUGAUGUCCGUAGCAAAUCAAGGACUAUCUCUAAACCUGUUGAGCACCCAUCUGAGCUUCCCAAGUGGAAUUAUGAUGGCUCAAGCACAGGACAAGCUCCAGGAGAGGACAGUGAAGUAAUCUUAUACCCUCAAGCAAUUUUCAAGGAUCCAUUCCGUGGUGGUAAUAAUAUCCUUGUAAUUUGUGACACAUACACCCCAGCAGGUGAACCUAUUCCCACUAAUAAAAGAUACAGGGCUGCACAGAUAUUCAGCAACCCAAAGGUUGUUUCUGAGGUUCCAUGGUUUGGAAUAGAGCAGGAGUACACUUUGCUUCAACAAAAUGUUAAAUGGCCAUUGGGAUGGCCUGUGGGAGCCUAUCCUGGUCCUCAGGGUCCAUACUAUUGUGGUGCUGGUGCUGACAAAUCUUUCGGACGUGACAUAUCUGAUGCUCAUUACAAAGCUUGCUUGUAUGCUGGUAUUAACAUUAGUGGCACAAAUGGAGAAGUUAUGCCUGGCCAGUGGGAAUUCCAAGUUGGUCCAAGUGUUGGCAUUGAAGCUGGAGAUCAUAUCUGGUGUGCUAGAUAUAUUCUCGAGAGAAUUACUGAACAAGCUGGUGUGGUUCUAACUCUUGAUCCAAAACCUAUUGAGGGUGAUUGGAAUGGUGCAGGUUGCCAUACAAACUACAGUACAAAGACCAUGAGAGAAGAUGGUGGUUAUGAAGCAAUUAAGAAGGCAAUUUUGAAUCUAUCAUUACGCCACAAGGACCAUAUCAGUGCAUAUGGAGAAGGAAAUGAACGAAGGUUGACAGGGAAGCACGAGACCGCCAGCAUCGACACAUUCUCUUGGGGUGUUGCCAAUCGUGGUUGUUCUAUCCGUGUGGGUCGUGACACGGAAAAGGCAGGCAAAGGUUAUCUAGAAGAUAGGCGGCCUGCUUCAAACAUGGAUCCAUACGUGGUAACAGGUUUGCUCGCAGAAACUACAAUACUUUGGGAACCCACACUUGAGGCCGAGUCACUUGCAGCUCAAAAACUCGCUCUUAAUGUGUAGUUCCAACCAUAAAACAAACCAGAAUAUCGCAUAAUCUUGAGUGAGGGAACUGUUUCACGUGCCCAGAAUUUGCUUUUUUUUUUUUUAGUUUUUAGUAUCCUGGGACUGGGACUGGGUAUGUAUUUCUUCACCUUUGAUUCUGGUCGUUUGUUUUGGGAGUUAGAAGAGAAGAAUAGUUUGUGAUUGUCACCUAUUUAUUUAAUUUUUGCUCUUAUGAAGCUCAAGCUCAGCAUUAGUUCUAUUCCAGUUUAAAGAAUGUACUUUUAAAUCCUUUGCUAUUUUGCCUACUAAUUAAGUCUAUAUUCUUAUGUUUCA
Molecule: messenger RNA, 1956 nt
Organism: Amaranthus tricolor (Joseph's coat)
Lineage: Eukaryota; Viridiplantae; Streptophyta; Magnoliopsida; Caryophyllales; Amaranthaceae
Product: glutamine synthetase, chloroplastic-like
Exons: 14
Coding region: 346-1641 (431 amino acids)
Cellular component (GO): cytoplasm
Molecular function (GO): glutamine synthetase activity
Source: RefSeq, a predicted model, not a curated record